CGAUGGAUAUCCAACUCUUCAAGUGAACAUCACUGGAAGUCCAGAGUAAGGUGAGCCAUGGGUCCGGCGUGGGAACAUCGACGACGAUCGUAACUGAAGUGUUCGGCGGAGCCAGGGCACGAUGAGCGCAGGGUACAAAGACUGACACGUGAUCGACCUGGUGCUUGAAAGAAGUACUGAAGAAAAAGCAAGUACUCGUUCAACCACCCGUCAACACGUGCCAACAAAGCGAGGGCUCCCAGGGAGGUCACAUUCUUGCACACGGUUGUAACGCGCAAUAAGGUGGGCCAUGGGUCCGGCGUGGGAACAUCGACGACGAUCGUAACUGAAGUGUUCGGCGGAGCCAGGGCACGAUGAGCGCAGGGUACAAAGACUGACACGUGAUCUACCUGGUGCUUGAAAGAAGUACUGAAGAAAAAGCAGGUAUUCGAUCAAACACCCGUCAACACGUAUACCGUCACAGCGAGGGCUCCCAGGGAGGUCACCUUCUUGCACACGGUUGUAACGCGGAAUAAGAGACGAUGACAACCGUUAGGACAAAUAAAUCAGAGCUGGAGCUCCACAAACUCCUUGAACGAGCAGUCCUUCUCCCCUACUACGACAAAUUCAUCGAGAUAGGCGGGGACAAUGUGCAGCAGCUUCGUGACUCCAGCGGACACGAUUUCCAGGAGUUGAUCAACAUGGUAGAUAUGGCCAGAAAGCCACCUCACGUCAAGAGGUUCAAGAAAGCACUGGCAGAGUGGAAACCAGACACAGUUGCAGCAACGUCCACUCCAGCGGAUGGAGCAGAAGGGGAUCUUCACAACCUACUUCGAGGAGCAGAUCUUCUCUCCUACCACGACAAGUUCAUGGAGAUAGGCGGGGACAAUGUUCAGCAGCUUUGUGACGCCAUGGGGGACGAUUUCCAGGAAGUGAUUCACCUUGUUGAUAUGGCCAGAAAGCCAUUUCACGUCAAGAGACUCAAGAGAGCACUGGGCCAGUGGACAGGACAGUCAGUCGCGGUAGCGUCCAGUACGGCCGACGAAUCAGAAGGGGAAGUUCACGAACUACUUCGACGAGCGGAUCUUCUCUCCUACCAUGACAAGUUCAUCGAACUGGGCGCAGACAAUGUGCAGCGGCUUUGUGACUCAAGCGACGAAGAGUUCCAGACACUCGCCGAGCACGUAGGCAUGGCCAGAAAGCCCCUUCACGUGAAAAGAUUGAAGAACGCACUCAAACAGUGGUCAGGUCAUGCAGCCGUAAUGACGUCCAUUCCUUCAAACGAGUCGGAGCGUGAAGUUCACGAACUGCUUCAGCGAGCGGAUCUCCUCGCCUACUACGACAAGUUCAUCGAGAAAGGCGUAGACAAUGUCCAGCAGCUUUUUGACUCGACGGCAGAAGAGUUCCAGGAGUUCAUGGAUCUUGUUGGCAUGUCCGGAUUUCCUUUUCAACUGAUGAGGUUCCAGAAUGAACUGGAACAGUGGACAGGACACCCAGUCACAAUGACGUCCGUUCCGGCAACAAAACCGAGACUCUCGGAGAUUCACCACCUCCUUGAACCAGCGGGUCUCUUCUCUUACUGCGAGAAAUUUGAGGAAAUAGGCAUGGACAAUGUGCAGCAGCUUCGCGACUUGACUGACGAAAAGUUCCACGAGGUCAUCAACCGGGUAGACAUGGCCAGGAAGCCGUUUCAUGUAAAGAAACUCAAGAAGGUACUCGAAGAAUGGACGGGGCCCACAGGAAUAUCACGCUUCAUCUCCAAGGACAUGGCUUCGACACCUGAAUUUGAUCUUGACUUGGAAAGGUCGCCACAGUGGGAAGACGUCAGGAAGGAAAUGCACGAAGCCGUUGUGGCGAAAGACGAGGCUCGUGUUCUAAAGUGCCUGGAUGCUGCACCUGAUUUGAAACUGUGGUUGGAUCCUGUCACAAAAAGGUCAGCUCGUUACAAAGCAGUCGAAGAGAAAGCCAUCCGUAUACAUGGCCUUUUAGUCUCGCGUGGAUGUGGACUCAAGAACAAGAAAGAAUCAUCGUGUUACAAAGGUCUCACACCCCUUGAAAAAGCUGAAAUACGACGGCAACGACAUUACACCACAGAAUGCGAUGGCUCUUACAUCGACUAUUUGAAAAGCAAAUCAAGGCACGUCGGAUGUGAUGACUUCGAGGAGCGAUUGGAGAAGAUGUUCAGGGAACUUUCAACCGACCAAUUAAACGAGAAAAUAUUGAAAGUUGUUGCCACAGCACCGCAUCUGGAUAUACUAUUCGACUACAACAGUGAAAACGUUCAGGGGAUCACGGGUUGCAGCGGCAGGCGCGACCUCGGACUUGCUACCUGCGAAGAGCAAAGAAUUUUUAUCGGAGGUAGAGGAACGGAAGCCGAAGUCCGGGGCACGUUUAUUCACGAAUCUUGUCAUAUGGCACUUCAUCUGGUGUAUAAAAAUGAUGGCAAGCCAUAUUUACGCGAAGAUACAGAAGUGGAACUGCGAUACAGAGCCAUUCUGGAUGACAUAAAACGAAGAAAAAACGAUGUGGAUCUCUUGAUACGGCUAGCUUUGAACACAAGUGAAGAACAAGAAGCGAUUGUUCGUAUCCCACACAUACUAACUCAAUAUGGCAGCGAUCGUGGAAAUAGGGUUCUCGAAAAGGAGGUACCAGAACUCCGAAAGUUUUUCGAGGAUACUGUCAUCCCUGACAUGCAGAAGUACAUUCAAAAUGGAAUCCCAUCGUUAGAUGCGAGAAUGAUAGAAAAGGAAAACGCGAGACUCAACAAAGCUUUCAACAUUGACAAACUCAAUGUGAAAUUCGAGAACCAACUGAAGAGCAGUGCCUGGGAAAACGGGUUGCUUCACGUAGUUACGAGCCCAGAACUGAGGCUUCUCGAAAUAAUGGUUCACAACGCUGUGCGAUCUACGGGACUUCCGUACAUGUUUUUCGAUGCAAAACAACUGGACUCCGCACUGGAGGAUGUGUUACUAGACUACAAAUAUGCUUUUGCGCUUGUAACGGUCCAACAAAACGAAGGCGUCCGAAAGAUGAUUAAACUUCUCAGUGAAGUCUCUUCUGUCACUGGAUCAAAAGUAAUCUUGCUCGUGGAAGACAAUGGCAAAGACUACUUGAUGACAAAAGUGCAAGAAGAUGCAUUCUUUGGCGAGAGGCACAAAGUUCACAGGAUCGACGAAGCAAGCUUUGCGCAUGUCACGAAUAGCUGCAAAAAAUGGAUUUUCGAAAAUUCCCGCGUAAAACUUCAGGGCCAAUGCGUUUCUACGUUUUCGAACGCAACGACUAUGGAUACCUUCUUACGUUGCGUUGACACUGCGGUUUUUCUAAAGCUAUGUGAGUCGGGGAACAUUGACCUGGGACCUCCUCUUCAUGAACUAGAAGAACGUGUUCAGAACUAUUAUGUGGAACGAGAGUGUAGAAGAGCCGUGGAAACUAACAUGAAAGAAUGCAAUCUAAAAGACGACAGUGAGGCAUUCGCACUUCUGGGCUGUCCACACAAUCACCUCGCAACACUUCUACCUCCCGGUUGUAAGCCAAAAGCCCAGGAGGUAUUAACGAGGUUCGAGAAAUUCGUACUCAUACGACAGUCAGGUGACUACGAAGCUCUACUGGAAAAUGUUCAUUUCGAAAACAAAAUAGUGCACCUGCUAAAGUUCGACGAAUCUUGUACUAGGCUCUUGUGGACCACAUCAAAUGGUCGUCUCAGUCACCUUCCAAUGACGAGAAGUGAGAGUUACACCGAGGACGCGUUGUUGAACGUUGAUGAGAAGGUUGUCAUAGUCUCUGGUACACCAGGUAUGGGAAAGAGUAUGCUGGCAAAGCGCUUGUGCACAGAAGUAAAAAAUCGGGAUUUGAAGCGGUGGGUGAUGUACGUCGACCUUCCUCAGAGAAUGGCGUCUGUUAAAACAGCGUUGGCGAGUCAAGCGGAUAUGUGCAAGUAUCUAGCGGAUCUGUGUCAAGUACAAAAAAAUGGUAUAGAGUUCGCUUUGUUUGAGAAGAGUUUGAACGUCGGAAGCCCUUUUGAGAUUGUCUUCAUCUUGGAUGCCUUCGAUGAACUGAACAAGGAAUACCGCAAGUGCGUCUUGGAGCUUACAUCGUUUAUAUCUCAAAAGAAAUCUCACAAGAUAUAUAUGUUUACUCGUACUGUAUUUAAGACCCAUGCACAAGAUGCUCUGCACACGGUGUCAUAUGAACUCCUUCCUUUUUCAGCCGAAAAUCAGACGGAGUUUAUUAGAAAAUAUGAGGAAACAGCUCAUUCAACCAAUGAAAACGAUGGAGCUUCCGAGCUGUUCCAGCGACUGCACACGAACUUGAAGGAGACAAACGAGACAAUCCUAGAAACCCCUCUCCUGCUUCGUAUGAUUUUUGAAAUGAAGAAUGGGGAAAUUGUAGAGUCUGACGAUUACUGCUCGUUACUUAAACGUGCAAACAUUUCAGAGGAUAGAAACUUAUACGUUGCACAUGUCUACAGGCUGUUUGUGUGGUACAAGCACCUUGUAUACCAAAUUGAAAAAAAGAAAGAAAAUAUCCGACUACACGCCGUGCAAGAGGAGGAUAACGAAGCAGCGAAUAAUUUUUACACAAAACAUCUGCUCCUGGCUAUGAAAUGUAUAUUCCCUCAGGAAACCUUGAAAUACUUAUUGAACAAAGACGAAUUAGAGAAUUUAGUGCCUGAAGGACGUUUAAUGAAAGAUGCAGCUAAUAACAGUCUCAAGGAAGGUUUUCUGAAUGGUCUUAACAACGGAAUUCCAGAGUUCGUUCAUAAGACUUUCGCUGAGUUCUUUGCAGCUGAUUACCUACUGCAAAAGGCGAAAGAAAGACAAAAUUUCGACGUGAGGGAUGUCAUUGUCAAUCUGUACCGUGAAGAAGAAUACGGCGGUGUAAUGAUGUUGUUCGACGCACUGGCAUCGGACUCCUUUCCCCUUCACUCUGCUGUGAUGAACAAUGACGCUUCAUAUUUUGAGCGACGCGUUAUCCAAAAACAGGAUAUGUUGAAAGUCGAUAGGCUCGAAAGGACGCCACUGCACUUAGGAGCCCUGCAUUCUGAUCAAGCAACAUUAAAGAAGCUUCCGAUGGACGAUAAGCUAAUCAAGAAGGAUUUGUUUCAAAUGUCACCAUUUGGGUACGCAGAGCUGCGGUCUCCAUGGGACGCAAAAUACGCUGGAGAGUGGAUGGAAGGCUUGCGGACUGAGACUUCGGCUGUGGGAGACAGACUCGACGUGUUAUGCGCUCACUGCAGUGAGGAAGCAGUGAAACGUUCUACCGAAAAUCUACGCACGUGUGAAACCUUGGAGGAAAAGAGACAUUUUCUAGAGCGAGCAAUAUUCACGGCUGUGAGACACGACCUACGAGGCGUUUUAGACGUGUAUCUGACCUAUGUGUCCCGGAGAGAGAGUACAGUAGAUCUGCACAGAGACAUCAUGGACCAAUUAGAAUCACGGGAGAAACGAAGCUCGAGAUGUUCUGCAGAGUCUUCGGUAAUUGGAAACCUUGAUAGUUUUACAGACAGUAGCGAGAGAACUGUCCCUUUUUACGCAAAGUCCGAGACUGUUUGUAAAAUGCUCGUUCCUUACUGCGAUAUGGGAAUUCUUGAUCAGGAUGGAAACACAAUGUUGCACAUUAGCGCGGAAGAAGGAAAUCUGGAGACAACACAGUUUUACCUCGCACAUUCAUCCGUUAACAAUAGAAAUGGACACUUUCAAACUCCUUUGCACUUGAGUGAAGAUGCAGAUAUUGCGAGGCUACUUCGUUGUCGUUUUCCCUCAGUGAAUGUUCUCAAUUAUCGUAAUCAAACUCCGAUGGAUAUAUGUGCAGAGAGAAGUAAUCUGGAGGUCAUGAAGUUGUUACUCCUUCGCACUCGGACAUACGACGAACAUCACAUGAGACUGAACACAACGCUUCAUGAGGCUUCUGGCUCUCAUUCCCUUAAAGCUGUGACGUUUCUUCUACCUCACACAAAUGCGCACAUGCUUAACGACGAAGGAGAAACGUGCUUACACCUUGCUUGGACAACUUGGGACGAUCCUUCGAGUGUGGAGUUGAACUUUUUGAGUUGUCUCAUCCCACACUCGCUCGUGAACUCACCUGAAACGUCCGACUCAUCACCGUUGUACGUCUGGGCGAAACGUGGUGGAACGAAAGUGAUGCAAACUCUAUGGCCUUAUUUGCGACACAGUGACCCUAGGCAUGCACAGAGGAUCAGCGGAUGCUCCGUGUAUACGUGGUUGGACGGGGAUUUCCAAGGAGAAAUUUGGUGUCUGAAACUUCUCUUCCUUCACUUAGAUGUCAUCGCUGGUGAUCGUUACAGCCGUAAACUGCUACAUGAUGUGGCCAAGUGCAAGCUAGGCCCGGUACAAGCAAUACAUGGAGUAAAUUACAUUAAUUACAUGAAACUGUUACUGCCGCAUUUAACUCUCAGUGAGCAGGAUUAUGUAGAGUGGAGCGGAGGAAGUGACGAUAUUGUUACCUUAUAUCGGGGAUGGUCGCACAUGAAUAACACCGAUGAUCCCCACAUUGACGAUGUCGACACGGAAAUGAUCGACGACGAUGACAAUACGGAGUUGCUAAUAGAAGCAGAGGAAGGUAAUGUGGAAGCUGUCGAACUUCUUCUCUCCCCUUCAUCCGUGUGCUUUACAGAUGAAAAAGGGAACACUGCAUUGCACUUGAGCGCGGUGAAUGGACACACAAAUGUGGUGAAGUUUCUCAUUCCUUUUUAUACAUCAGUGGACGUGACCAAUGUGGAUCGAAUGACGCCCAUGCAUCUGUGCGCCUUAGUAGGAGACCUGGACGUUGUAACGUUAUUAUUACUCCGCUCUAGUAUGAGUUCCCGUGGCGAGUGUGGAAAGACACCUCUUCAUUUGGCCUGUGAAAGUGAUGCCGUUGAUGUCGUGAACUUCCUUCUUCCGCACUCAUUCCCUAAUAUGCCCGACGGGAGCGGGAGCUGUUCCAUGUGCUGCACUCUUUCCGCUGAAAUAAGCAACAUGGAUACUCUGAGAUGCCUCAUCCCUCACUCUCUUAUGAACUCUCUUAGUUGCGCAGACAGUUCACCAACGAGAACCUGUGUAAGACGUUAUAUUAGAGAAGAGCUGGUGACAUUACUGGCAUAUUCUUGUGAUUAUGAAGCUGCGACUUUAUUGACGCCUCCCAUGUUGUCACUUUAUGAGGACGAUGUCUGUAUGAGAAGCACGCCUUGUCUGAAACUUAUGGUUCUCCACUCAAAUGUCAAGGCAGUGGAUGCGUGUUUUCGUGAAACCCUCAACGACAUUCGAGAGUUUGAUCCAGAGAGUUAUAAAUUUCCAACUGUACAAGAGACUAGGAAAUCACUUCAAGUGAAUUGUAUUUCUCUCUUGCUUCCUCAUACAAAUGUUUCUGCUAAGGACGAUAAAGCAAAGGAACUAUUAGAAGUCCUCCAAAGCAGACAGGAUCCCGAAUUGGAUAGCUUCCUUCAGAAAUGGCUCGCAUGAGUGACAUUCAUUCAUUCGUGAUGAUGACAAUUGUUGGCACCGAGUUGUCAGAGACACGAGCUCUCAAGACGGUAUGGCUGUUUUAAGAGAAGUAUCAAUAGCAGUAUACUGAGUCCUUGCCUUCAUCCGAUAAAGCACAAACAUUUGCCAGACUCAAAAAAGAAACAAAAAAUCACUUUUGUGUUUGUCGUGGCUAACGCGUUCUUUCUGCUUGUUGUUCCUUUUGUUACAAAGUACGGUUCCGUACUAGGUUCAUAAGGUGAUCCGAAAAUGUGUAAAAAGAUGUAUUUAUUCAUAAUGUGCUAGUUAUAUGGUUAGCUACGUUAUACCUUUUAGGGUGGUAAUGGCUUGUCACCAAUGUUAGUCGAAAGAUGUGUGAAGUUUACCGCCCUUGGUGUCAAAUGCCGAAUGUAUAUGAAAUAAAGUGUUCUUCGCACA
Molecule: messenger RNA, 7877 nt
Organism: Ornithodoros turicata
Lineage: Eukaryota; Metazoa; Arthropoda; Arachnida; Ixodida; Argasidae
Exons: 16
Coding region: 522-7439 (2305 amino acids)
Biological process (GO): regulation of DNA-templated transcription
Cellular component (GO): nucleus
Molecular function (GO): transcription coregulator activity; transcription factor binding
Source: RefSeq, a predicted model, not a curated record